Molecule: messenger RNA, 675 nt
Organism: Selaginella moellendorffii
Lineage: Eukaryota; Viridiplantae; Streptophyta; Lycopodiopsida; Selaginellales; Selaginellaceae
Product: subtilisin-like protease Glyma18g48580
Exons: 2
Coding region: 1-675 (224 amino acids)
Biological process (GO): proteolysis
Molecular function (GO): serine-type endopeptidase activity
Source: RefSeq, a predicted model, not a curated record
AUGGCCUGUCCUCAUGCCACGGGAGUCAUCGCUUACGUGAAAUCGCUCCACCCGAAAUGGAGUCCAGCGGCUAUCAAGUCGGCCAUCAUGACAACAGCAAACAAUCUAGACAAUACCAAGAAAGUGAUGAAGGUCGACUCUGGAGACACUGGAACUCCAUUCGACUAUGGAACCGGAGAAGUCCAGCCGGUCCUAGCAGCUGAUCCUGGCCUUGUCUACGAUCUGGACGUCGCAGACUACGUGACUCACCUUUGCAGCGAUGGAUUCACCUCGGCCCAGCUGCGAACAAUCUCUGGAAACCCAAACAUUACUUGUCCAUCGCCCAAGAAGCAUCCCCGGCCUCCUCUCAACUAUCCCUCUUUCUCCUUCCCGGCGCUCGAAAUCGCGGUCCCCCAGUCAUCCCAGCGGACGCUCACAAACGUCGGCCCCGAGAAAGCAUCCACCUACACCGCUACCAUCACCAAUGCCGAGGCUUCCACAGCCGCGUCUAUCACCGUGGCGCCUUCCAAGCUCGCCUUCACCAAGAUCGGCCAGAAACUCGCCUACACGCUCACCGUGAAUGCCUCCGCGGCGCCAAGCUCGCCGAUCGAGUGGGCGUUCGCGUGGAUCAGCUGGAGCGAUGGGAAGCACCAGGUCAAGAGUCCCAUCGCCAUGAAGAUAAACCCUAAAUCCUGA